Saitoella complicata NRRL Y-17804 is the source of this 1737-nucleotide messenger RNA. RefSeq lists its product as uncharacterized. The transcript has a single exon. The record is from RefSeq and is a predicted model, not a curated record. NCBI's taxonomy places the organism in Eukaryota, Fungi, Ascomycota, Saitoellomycetes, Saitoellales, Saitoellaceae. Bases 1 to 1563 code for a protein of 520 amino acids.
AUGAAGUCCUUCACCACCAUCGCAACCGCCCUCCUGGCUCUCACCUACCUCUCCUCCGGAACCGCCGCCCACCAAAAGCGCACGGGUCACUCCCACCACCACCACAAGCAGUCUCCCUCCGUCGCCCAUCUCGAAAAGCGCACAACCACUUGCGCAUUCCCCACCGACGCCGGCCUCGUCUCCGUCACCCCCGAUGCCUCGAAUGCCGGUUGGGCAAUGUCCCCGGAUCAGCCGUGUACCGCCGGGAUGUACUGUCCGUACGCCUGUCCCCCCGGUCAAGUCGCAAUGCAAUGGGAUCCCAGCGCGACGUCCUACACCUACCCCGCGUCCAUGAACGGAGGCUUGUACUGUAACGACGACGGUACCGUCUCCAAGCCCUUCCCGGACAGGGACUACUGUGUCGACGGUGUCGGCUCCGUCAAAGCAGUCGACAACAUCGGUUCCGGCCUCGCUGUCUGCCAAACCGUUCUCCCCGGAAACGAAGCCAUGCUCAUCCCGACCGACGUUUCCGCCGGCGGCUCCGCGACGCUCGCUGUACCGGAUACCUCCUACUGGGCCGGAACCGCUUCUCAUUUCUACAUCAACCCACCCGGUGUCUCGACGGCUGAUGGUUGCAUCUGGGGUACCUCCGCUCUUCCGCACGGUAACUGGGCUCCAUACGUCGCGGGCGCAAAUGCCGACGCCUCUGGAAACACAUACGUUAAAAUCGCCUGGAACCCAAUCUACACCGAUGACUCGUAUUGGAUCACCCAGGACCCUGGAUUCGGUGUCAAGAUUACGUGUGAGGGUGAGGGCUGCAAUGGGUUGCCAUGUGAGUGCAAUCCGGCCAAGUAUGGGAUCAAUGGAUGUUCGGAUGGGUCUACGGCUGGUGUUGGGGGUGCACAGUUUUGUGUUGUUACUGUGCCGAGCGGAGGGGUUGCGAAUAUCGAAGUCUUUGAUACCAGUGGCACUUACUCCUCGUCUUCUUCCUUGGCUGCGUCGUCUGCCUCGUCGUCCGAUGAUACGUCGAGCACGGAGGCUGCUACUACCUCGAGCGUAGCCGAGUCUACUUCUACUACCGAGUCUUCUACCUCGACCACCGAGUCUACCACUUCGUCCACCACCACUACCUCCUCGACCACCACCACCUCUUCCACAAGCACAACCACAUCAUCCUCCACCACCAGCACCACCACCACCUCCUCCAAACACACCACCUCAACCUUCUCCCCCCGCGCCUCAACCCGAACCCGCACAACCUCCACCGCUCUCUCCGCUUCCCCAACCUCAACAUCCUCUAUGUUACUCCCAACCAUGAUGAUCAAACCCCACGUCGCAUACUCCGCAGCCGCCUCUUCUGCUAUACAAGCGUCGAGUACGGUUAUGGUCGUUGCGAGCGCGAGUGCGUCGGGUACGGAGGAGGCGCAGGCGAGUACGACUGUGUUUAGGGCUGCGCCGGCGUUUGAUGCGUUGGAGGGGUCGUCGACGAGUUCGGCGACUACUUCUGGGGCUGGGAGGGGGUUGGUUUGUGGUGGGGCGAUGAUGGUUGUUGCCGUUUUGGGUGCGGUUGCUGUGUUGAUUUGAGCGCAACCAACCUGAAAGAUGUUGAGCGUGGGUGUUUAUCUGAUGAUCUCACCAGUUUCGGGAGGUCACUCACACGCACACACGCACCACCAACCAACGAUCUAUCUACCCUCUAUAUUGUUUCGUCGAUUUCUCUUUGUCAGUCAUAUGUGUACAUAUAUAUCUGCGUCUUAC